Molecule: messenger RNA, 1020 nt
Organism: Antrostomus carolinensis (chuck-will's-widow)
Lineage: Eukaryota; Metazoa; Chordata; Aves; Caprimulgiformes; Caprimulgidae
Product: beta-1-syntrophin
Exons: 5
Cellular component (GO): intracellular anatomical structure; dystrophin-associated glycoprotein complex; synapse
Molecular function (GO): structural molecule activity
Source: RefSeq, a predicted model, not a curated record
AAAUCCUUUUCAGUCCCAGCUGUUAUUUUCAGGAACUGACAAGUAGGUUUCUGUAAAUGAAUCAGUACCAGGAGACAACGAGAAGCACUGGAAGCCAGUGUUAGUGGUCUUGACGGAGAAAGACCUCUUAAUAUAUGAGAGCAUGCCACGGAUGAAGGAAGCUUGGUUCAGCCCUCUGCACACCUACCCCCUGCUAGCCACCAGGUUGGUCCAUUCUGGCCCAGGAAAAGGCUCACCGCAGUCCGGGAUGGAUUUGUCUUUUGCAACCCGUACCGGUACAAGGCAAGGGAUCGAAACCCAUCUGUUCAGGACGGAGACCAGCCGAGACCUCUCACUGUGGACGAGGAGCGUAGUGCAGGGCUGCCACAAUUCUGCAGAGCUCAUCACGGAAAUCACCACAUCUUGCACGUAUAAAAGCCAGGAGUGCCGUUUGACCAUCCAUUACGAACAUGGAUUCUCUCUUACAACUGAACCGCAAGAUGGUGCCUUCUCUAAGACAAUUGCACAGUAUCCCUACGAAAAACUGAAAAUGUCCUCGGAUGAUGGGAUAAGGAUGCUUUAUUUAGACUUUGGAGGAAAGGAUGGAGAAAUUCAACUGGACCUUCAUUCCUGUCCAAAACCAAUUGUGUUCAUCAUUCAUUCCUUCCUGUCAGCAAAGAUUACAAGGCUUGGCUUGGUGGCAUAAGUGGGAUAAAUUUUUGUCUUCAAAGAAAGAUGGAGCGACCACGCUAACCUGAAGUACAGUCAACAGCAGCAACCCAUACCAGCUAGCAGCAUACACCAGCUUGGGGUUCAGUCCCAGGCCUUGGUCAUUUCUGCAGUCUUCCAAGGCCCAGGUUUCUUGUUGAUCAGUUAAGGAGGUGGCAUGACAAGGAAAACGGUGGAUUUCAUUGUAAAUAAUGGGAUUUUAAAAUCCCGUAUCAGACAGUAAAAGCGUGUAGUACCAUCAGUGUAAAUGUUUCAGAAUCAUAAAUUGUGCCUAUUUCAAUGUACCUGUUUAUAUAGAAUAAGUAAAGGGCU